UUUGAAUCUCUUCGUCUCCUCUAAAAAUCAGUCAAUAUUCCGCUAACUCUCAGUAAUAAAUAUUGCAGCCUCCGAGGGUCUCUUCACAUAACUUCUCUCUCUUUCUUUUCUCUGGAUUUUUUUAGAGAAGUCAUGUUCUCUUCCUGACACAUCACCUUCGAAUUUUUGUUUCUUUUUUUUAUCUUUUGAACUUUUUCAAUCUCUUCGUCUCCUCUAAAAAUCAGUCAAUAUUUAAUAAAUAUUGCAGCCUCCGAGUGUCUCUUCACAUUACUUCUCUCUCUUUUUUUUCUCUGGAUUUUUUAGAGAAGUCAUGUUCUCUUCUUCUUUGCUAAAGCUUAUGGAUCUGUUUUCAUCAGACUUAGCUUCCCCUUCAGGCCGGAUUUGGGUUUAUCUUAUCUCUUCCGAUUCAAUUCGGAUUGCAAUUUCCUAGAGGUUCUUCCAUGUAAUGAUUUCAAUCACACCAGAGCUCUGCAUUCGCCGCCGCACAAACCGCCGCAGCGCACACAACCGUUGCUACAGCGUCAAGCUACUCAUGGGCGGAGCCUCGUACCCAAUCAUAGGAGAGACUCCAAUCCUAGACCCCUUGACGCUUCUCUCGUGCAGAGAUUCAUGCUUGUGAAUUUGGUUGAAAUUGAUCCCCUUGAAUCCAUCCCGAAGCUGCAGUACCUUAGUUUAUUGGAUAAUAAUAUCACCAAGAAGCCAAACUAUCUCCUUUAUGUGAUUUACAAGCUAAAAUCACUUCGAGUACUGGAUUUCAUAAAAGUGAAAGCCAAGAAGAGGAGGUUAAGAAGGUUUCUCAGGAGGAGGUUCAAAAAGUUUCAGAUACUACAUAACAACCAGAGACUCCAAAAGUGGUGGCUUCAACACCCAAAUUUUAGCGAUCAAGGCUGCAAUUAUCAACUCCCAGACGCUUUGAAGUUUGGGCAGGUUCCUGCAGGCCUGAUAAUCCCUGAUCCUGUUCAUUCCAACAUAGCCACAAAAGACGGUUCUGAUCCUAUGGAGCAAUGGCCUGGUGUAAUGGCUCUGCGUGAGUGGCAUACAUGACUUCCACUUUUCCCACUACAUGCUACGUUUAAUUUAUGGAUUGUCUUUCGUGGCCUCGUGCUCAUAUACCAUGUCAUGAAUUUGAAUCUUAAUAUUAACACAUAAUAUAUGGUUUUAAAAUGUAGGUAUAAUUGUAUAUUUUUAACAAAUUUAAGUAAUUUUUAAAUUGAUGGAUAAUUUAUAAGCGUUAAGUUGA
Thlaspi arvense is the source of this 1240-nucleotide messenger RNA. The record is from the annotation of a GenBank genome assembly. Lineage: Eukaryota; Viridiplantae; Streptophyta; Magnoliopsida; Brassicales; Brassicaceae.